GAUAUCCUCCCUCCAACUCAUCCACCUCACGAGGAAUCCGCACUCGCUUUUGCUCGGCAAUUUAUUGCUCAGGGUUCUUGCUGGGUGGUGGUGGUGGGUGGUGGGAGCAGUAGUUCACAAGAGCGAGCUGUUCUUGUGUGCGUGGUUCUAUGCCUGCUUGCUUGGCGUGGGGAGGAGGAGGAGGCGGAGCAGUGGGAGUUGAGGGGUGCAGGUGCCGGCAUUGUUGAGACGGCGCGGGGAGAUCAGGCGAUGUCGGAGGCCGACCGGGUACGCCUCCGCGCGGCGGCGCUGGCGCUGCAGGACGAUGGGGUAAGGGACAAGCCGGACGCCAAGGCUAACGUCUUCGCGGAUCUUGGCUCGCCGGUGUCGCCGCUGCGGCCGCGGGCAAGCGUGGCGACUUCGUCGUCCUCGUCGUCCGGGUCGGCCAAGUCACCGGUGCCGUCGAAUGCUGGGAUGGCUGGCGGGAGGAGGCACUCCGGCGAGCUAGUGGCGGAUUGCAAUCCGCCGCGGAUGACGGGGCACCGGCGGUGCGGAUCUGGGCCGUUGAUAUUCUCCGGCGGCAGCAGCGGGGGGAGCGGCGGCGGCGGCGGAGACCGUGGGAGCACGGCGAGCUCGCCGAUGCUGAAUGCGCUCCCCACCGGGAACAUCUGCCCGUCCGGGCGCAUCCCGGCGGCGGCGGCCGCGCCGCCUCCGCCGCGCUCCCGCCCGGACGUGCUCGGAUCCGGCACGGGCCACUACGGCCAUGGGAGCAUCAUGCGCGGCGCGGGCAUGGCCCCCGCCAGGAGCAGCAUUGACUCCCCGUCGUCCCUCGGACACUCCUCGAGGUCGCCGUCGAGCUCACCGGCAAGCGGCGGGAGCCUUCAGGAGGUGACCCGCCUGGGGAACGAGUGGUACAAGAAGGGCAAGUACGCGGAGGCGCUCCGCCACUACGAGCGCGCCGUGUCGCUUUGCCCCGAGAGCGCCGCGUGCCGCGGCAACCGAGCCGCGGCGCUCAUAGGACUUGGCCGGCUCGCCGACGCGCUCCACGAAUGCGAGGAGGCCGUUCGGCUCGACCCUGCCAGCGGCCGCGCCCACAGCCGCCUCGCCGGCGUCUGCCUCCGGUUGGGGAUGAUUGAUAAGGCCCGGAGGAACUUCACCCAGGCAGGUCAUCUUCAGCAGUCUGAUCCCGCUGAGUGGCAGAAACUGCAGGAGGUGGAGAUGCAUCUUGGAAGAAGCACUGAUGCACGGAAAAUUGGAGAUUGGAAGAGUGCAUUGAGGGAAGCUGAUGCUGCCAUUGCUGCUGGCGCUGACUCCUCUCAGUUGCUUCUUGCCUUGAGAUCAGAAGCACUCCUCCGACUUCACAAGCUGGAGGAGGCCGAGUUGACUCUUGCAAGCUUGCUGAAAUUGGAUGUUGCAUUGCCCUUGUCAUUAACAGCAGUGAAACUCUCAGGCAUGCUCGCUGAGUCGUAUGUACAUAUUGUCCGAGCCCAAGUUGACAUGGCUUUGGGGAGGUUUGAGGCUGCUGUUGCUGCAGCUGAGAAGGCUAGAGAUCUUGAUCCUGGGAAUGCAGAAGUGGGGAUGAUUCUGAAUAAUGUGAGGCUAGUUGCUAAAGCCCGAACACAAGGAAACGAUCUCUUUAAGGCUGCCAAGUUUUCUGAUGCAUCUAUAGCCUAUGGUGAAGGGCUCAAGUAUGAUCCCUUAAAUUCAGUGCUCCACUGCAAUCGAGCUGCUUGCUGGUCAAAGCUAGAAAAGUGGGAAAGAGCUGUUGACGACUGCAAUGAGGCACUAAGAAUACAACCAAAUUAUACAAAGGCUCUCUUAAGGAGGGCUGCGUCCUACGCUAAGCUUGAGCGUUGGGCUGAUUGUGUGCGGGAUUAUGAGGUGCUUCGGAAAGAGCUUCCUAGUGAUAAGGAGGUUGCAGAAGCACUAUUCCAUGCCCAAAUUGCCUUGAAGGCGACUCGUGGUGAGGAUGUAUCAAAUAUGAAGUUUGGAGGAGAGGUAGAGAUUGUAACCAAUGUAGAGCAACUCCGUGCUGCCAUAGGUUCUCCGGGGGUAUCUGUUGUCUACUUCAUGUCGGCAAUGAACCAGCAAUGCACACGAAUCACACCUUCGGUGAACACUCUCUGCACUGAAUGCCCCUCGGUGAAUUUUCUGAAGGUAAACGUAGACAGCAGCCCUCUGGUGGCAAAGGCAGAGAAUGUUCGGAUAGUCCCGACAUUCAAGAUAUAUAAAGAUGGGGUGAAAGUGAAGGAGAUGAUCUGCCCGACUUUACAUGUUCUGAGCUACACUGUGCGUCACUAUUCUGUAUCCAGUUCUUGAGAAGCUUUAGGUACCGGUACCCCAAUUUCCCAUUUUCGUUGAUGCAUAGAGCUCCCCUUUUCCCCGUCAAACUUGCAGCAUUACCAGCCUCCAGAGCAUCCUCACCACCUGCAUAACUAUUCCCAUUGAGCUUGAGCAUAAUGAGCUAAGACUAUCGAGUGGAAGAGCCGCCCAAUUCCCCCAUCUUCUUUCGUUUUCGCCUUUUUAUCGUUCAUCCGUUCAUAUGCCAACCCCAUUCAAUUCAAUAAUUCUUUUUCAUGUUCAGGCUCCUUUCACCUCAGAUGUAUUUUGAUACUCCAUUUUGAUUUACCUCUAUCAUAGUCCAUAGGCCAGCCAGCACCCUGCUUCUCAAGAAUGGGAAAUGUUUGUAAUGUUGUCUAGAUUUAGCAUACAUCUUUUAGGGAGGGGGGAGGGGGUUGCGAUUUUCGUUACAUGUAAAUACCUUAUAGGAAAAACAUGAGAGAAAUCCAUUGGAAGAUUGGUUUCCCUGGAGAAAAAAAAAGAGAAAGAGAAAUGGUGGCAUCAGAUUGAGAUGAGAUUUUGGUGGUUGGGGUCAGGUACAGGGCUAGUAGCUAUUUUGAGUUUCCAUUAGAGUCUUUGUCUGUCUAUCUAUCUAUGUUUAGAGAGAGAGAGGGGUUAACUGAUGAUGGAGAGAGGUUGAGAAGGAUGGUUGGUGUCCAUUGAAUAUGAUGAUGACAUGUCGUUUUGCUGCUUCUGCUGGCUUUGUGGCGCCGAUACCAUAUAUGUGCUACCAUUUCCAUGAAUAAAAACAUCGCAACAUUCGUUGGUUU
Molecule: messenger RNA, 3089 nt
Organism: Panicum hallii
Lineage: Eukaryota; Viridiplantae; Streptophyta; Magnoliopsida; Poales; Poaceae
Product: TPR repeat-containing thioredoxin TTL1-like
Exons: 7
Coding region: 250-2298 (682 amino acids)
Cellular component (GO): cytoplasm
Molecular function (GO): protein binding
Source: RefSeq, a predicted model, not a curated record